Ceutorhynchus assimilis (cabbage seed weevil) is the source of this 834-nucleotide messenger RNA. Lineage: Eukaryota; Metazoa; Arthropoda; Insecta; Coleoptera; Curculionidae. The record is from the annotation of a GenBank genome assembly.
AUGGAUAUUCGAAAUGUGAAACACAUACCAUCGAACAUACUCCAAUCAAAAAAAGCUUGCAAAAGUAAAAGGGUCAGGACCAUUUUUACACCGGAACAGCUGGAACGAUUAGAAGCCGAAUUCGAACGGCAACAGUAUAUGGUCGGUCCGGAAAGACUAUAUUUAGCUCACACCUUGCAACUUACCGAAGCACAAGUGAAAGUCUGGUUUCAGAAUAGACGAAUUAAAUGGAGGAAACACCAUCUAGAAAUAACACAUCAAAGGCUCGCGGUUUUGAAGCAACAGCAAAUGCUGCUAGACGAUUCUCAUCCGGACGUUCAGGAUACGAACAGCUCGGAAAUGGAGACUUGAAUAUAAUUUCGUUUUGGUUUAAUUUGGAUUUUUAAUUUAUAGUGUAUACGAUAUGGAUUAAAACUGGUGGAAAUCCUAAACUCUUUAGACGGACUAUUCAUACUUGAUCACUAUCUAAAAUGAUAUGAUCUAAAUGCUCUUAAUAUAGAGUGAAUUUUUACCAGUGAAUAUCCUAAUUCGCAAGUGUUCAACCUAAGAUCGUAUAUGAACUAUAAAUAUUUUGAAUAUUACAAGUAUCACUGUUAGAGUACUCAAUUCAGAUGGACAACAUAGAAGUAUUAUUUUUUUCAAAAGGAAUUUGACUUUGGUACUCGUCUGAAACUACUUUUUAUGUAAAGUUUUUAAAGUUAAGCUCGAAUAUUUGAUAGUCUCAGUGUAUAAAUAGAAGUUUACUUAUUUUAAGUCGCACCAUAUUAUGCUUAAUUUUUUCUAAAAAUUAAAUUAAAAAUUUAUGUCUCAAAAUGUGCAAUAGUUAUAGCAACA